UUGGUGUGACAACCCUAGUAGCGGCUGCCAUGAUUUGGCGUUUGUCUUGUCACGUAUAUCGUCUGCGAAAUUACGAAAAUGCCUCGCGAUAAUUUUAAAUGGACCUCUCUGCUCUCGUUCUUCAUAUUCUUUACUCCAAUCUUCGCAGAAUGGAACACAAGGGAUUACGUUCGGAGGGAACAUUCUCUCACAAAACCGUAUCAGGGGAGUGGAAUGUCGGUGCCUUACUGGGACUUCUUAGGUAGCACAAUAGUAACGUCAAAUUAUGUUCGGUUGACUCCUGAUUUGCAGUCGAAGUCUGGUGCUCUUUGGAACUCUGUGCCAUGUUACACGCGCAACUGGGAGUUGCAAGUGCAGUUUAAGGUGCACGGCAAAGGCAAGGAGCUAUUCGGCGAUGGGUUUGCGCUGUGGUACGUGCGCGACCGCAUGCAGACGGGGCCCGUGUUCGGGAGCAAGGACUACUUCCACGGCUUGGCCAUCAUAAUGGACACAUACAGCAACCAUAAUGGGGCGCAUAACCACCACCACCCUUAUAUAUCGGCGAUGAUAAACAACGGGUCGUUGCACUAUGACCACGACCGCGACGGCACUCACACGCAGCUCGCCGGCUGCGAGGGCAAGUUCCGCAACUUCAACCAUGACACGCAUCUCUCCAUCGUCUACAAGGAUGAUACGCUUAUAGUGUCAACAGACCUGGACGGCAAGAACGCGUGGAAGGAAUGCCUGCGAGUGGAGAAGGUGUUGCUGCCGACGGGGUAUUUCUUUGGGGCGUCGGCCACCACCGGCGACCUCAGCGACAACCACGACAUCAUCGCCAUCAAGAUGUUCGAGCUUGAUCUGCUCGACACGCAAGUGAAAGACGAAGACAGAUCGAACAUAAUCCCAUCAGCUGCGUCCUUCGAGGCCCCCAGAGAAAGAAUUGAGGACGAAAAGCCAGCCAUGUCUGGAGUCAAGACCUUCCUAUGGAUGAUGUGUGUCGCGAUCAUAAUCAUCGUCCUCGUCGUUCUUGGCAUCAUGUGGUACCAGAAGAAACAAGAACAGUCCAGAAAGAGAUUGUAUUGAUGAAGGUAAUUGUACAUAAAACGUAACGUUGACAGUUAACCCCGACGGAAAGCUUCGCCAAGACUGGAAAACACUGCGCGUUCAUUUGAGUGGAAUCGGAGCGCGGAGUGUCAGGAUUUCUAGAACCCCAGGGAUUCGAACCCGCGACACUACUUUGUAAGUCACGAGCUCUCCGACCUGAGCGGAUAAAGGAUAUUUCAGUGGCUAUACAUUAACCACCUUACAAAUAAAAAAUAAACCACGUAUGAACGUGGGUUUAAGUAUUUGACAGCGGGGCUUUUUGGCGGGAACGGGACAGUUGCUUUCUUCAUUGAGUAAUCUAAAUAAUUAAUACGAAGUGGUGUUUUGUGGUUAAUGAUCGCAUUAAGUUAGUCGGAAGACAUUCGCGAGUGUUAUUAUAUCGGAGUAUUCAAUAAACAAAGUGUAUCUGCCUAUUUUCGCUUCGUGCCAGGAAGCCGCUUCAUAACUCGAAAGUUUAUGCGGACUUUUGAGUUAAUUCGUUUGGGGUUCGGAGUAGGAGUCUACUCCGAGAGUGGGGGCUUAGGUUUCAUCAUCAUCACCUUUCAUCAUUUCAUUAAUCAUCUAGAAAAAAAUACGUAAGACAUGGCUGUAUGGGCAUAGUUCCCUUGGGUGAAAACCAAAACAAAAAAAAAGUAUUUGACAACCAAGCCCCCCCCCCCCCUCCUGUUCAUUGAGGGGAGGCCUGUGCCCAGCAGUAGGACGUAUAUAGGCAGUUUAUAUAUAUUAUAUCAUACAAUUCGACUGAACCUUGCUUGGCUGUCAAAUACUUAAACCCACAUUCAUCCCUGGUUUAUUUUUUAUUUGUAAGGUGUUAUAUGAAUAAAUAUUUUAUUGCGUAUAUAGGUUUACAAUAAAAAAAAACUUAAACAAAGUGACUGAAACCGGCCUGUGUUCUCAUUCUUUUUUCUUGUUAGAUCGUCAAAACGUCAAAAGCACGCCCCCGUUGCUAUGACAACUCAUAGUAAUUCGCACUCGUAAAUGGAACUCAACUGCUACUCAAAUACAACAGGAAUUAUGUGACUCCGUUCGCUCCUAUCCCACUCAAGUGGACGCGAAGCUUAAAAAAGUUUUCAUACAAACAUGACAAUUAUACCCUUUAGAUAUUGGUGCUACAAUAAACCUGGUGUUGGACAAUAAACAGACAUAAAGUGCAUUACAAAUAAGAUCUAUUUAAGAAUGGCAAAGGAUGAUGAUUAGAAAUGUAUGGGAGGUCGUCUAGGCCACACAAUAGCGACAAAACAUUAUAUCAUUUGAAAGGUAUUUUGAUCAGAAGAGGCAUCAUAGAGAAUAUGAUAGUUUCCUACGUCAAAUGUAAAUUAUGAAAUUCUGAUUACCAAAUAAAAACAGAUAUAAAGGUAACAAAAACCUUUUUCUUUUUACCGACUUCAAAAUAGGAGGACAUUCUUAUUCGAACGGAUUUUAUUUUUCUAUUUAACUUAUGUAUUAAUUUUAAUAACAAAAAAUUUAAUAACAAGUGCGACAUUUUGUCACGUUUUUCCAUGAAAUCACAUAUCGUAUUUUGAUACAAAUUUCAUAGUAAAUUUCGUGAGUUGACGUUUAGUAAUCAGUAACUGAUUUGACUAGUUGGAAACAACUUUAUUAAUCAUCAUCAGAAGACCUUUCUUUCCUUACCUUGACCUUUUUUAUAUUUUCUUUUCUUUUGUUUUGGUUCGUCGCUGCUGGUGGUCUUGGCCAGACUGGUCAUUGAAUCCUCUUUUUUGCAAGUGGCAAAUGGUAACACAGGUUUCAAUUAGCCAAUUACAAAUCGGAAUUGUUAAAUGUAAUAAGGGAAAUCAAAAAGGCCUUCAUCGCUGCAGGCGCUUAUGCAAUUUCUAUACACAAAUAUUUAAAAAAUAUAUAUUUAUGUAUUAGUCAAUGUGGUCCUAUGGUACAACGGCUUGCUUCUCAAACAGUACUGGGUACCGGACUUGCACCAAUGACUUGUUAAUUUACCUUCUUCUCUUCUUCUAUCCUGUGGGUUGUGAGGUGAAUUACCAACCCCAUCAACCCUGGUGGCAGGGGCUCUGGGGGCAAUUUACCUUAAGUGCAGUUUUCACUGACACAGUUGUCUCGACCAUCAUAGACGGCGAUACGGCUCACUACCUAUCACGUUGGGGAACAGAAAGCUCGGUGAAGCGUACCUUAGUUCAUCUUGCGAUGGAUAUAGGUAUCCCUGACUACCCCAAUUGGGAUAUCGUCGUGAGCUUAUGUUAUGUAAAUAUUUAAAAAUGGCAGACGCGCCUGCCGCUAUAACGGCCAUUUUGAUUUGGAUUAUCACAAAUAGUGUUGCUAGUUUAAAUAAAAUGGAAGUUUUAUAAAAAUGGGUCUUCGCUAUUAUAAAAAUACUCUCUUCAAAAGAUUUCAGUUACUGUUCCGUCGUGGAUUAUUAAAAAAUAACACCUAGCCUAGGUACGUAAUUGGUAUCUUUCUUUCGCUACAAAUAUAAGGCGCAAAAUACGUGCCUAGGUUAAAAAAUGACUAUUUUCUUAUUGGUACUACACUUGCUUAGUACCUACAAACAAAUAAAUAGUGGAAAAACCAACUGUGUUAAUCUUUUUGAUGUUUUUUUAGGUGUUUUGAUUUGACCCUCUCAUGACCAUAUUCAAAAACAUUCCUUUUUUAAAAAAAACAAUAAAUUGAUAUUAUAAUUGAUAUUUCCCUCAGCUUUCGCGCUCGAACGAUUUUCUUUUUUGAAUUUGGAAUUCAUUUCAUAAUAAUAUUAUUUACUUAUUACUAAUGACGUCAUAGGUUGGUGCAACUCUUAUUGUAGUCAUAAUAAUAAUAUUCUCGACCAAUCGAAACCAUUAUUGGUUAUACGGCAAUAAUAUUUAAUAGUAACCCAGAUAAUAUGAUUGGAUAUGUACGUACGGUCACGAGUACUAAUACGUAUACACUUUGAAACCAUGUCACAUUAACUUUUUUGACAAAUAAAACCGUAAGUCUCAUUAAAUGUCAAAUAAGAUAGUGCGACAGGGUUCUAAAGUGGGUACAUGAUAUUGCUCAUGAGUGUACAGACAGCAAAGUUGUUAACUUUAAUUUGUAUUCGGUGGCGGGAAAUGGUGUAUGUAUAAUUAAAUCAUGACUAGAAAUUUGAGAACACUGUUUUCGAAGUACUAUUAUAUGUAAAACAAGGAACGCGUGGGGGGAAAGGUAAGUAAUAUUAUAUCAAUAUAACAUUCUCCCUCAUUAAUCCGUCCAAUUCCUUUGAUCAUUCAAACGUACCAGGAUUAGAAUCUUAGCCGGACAAAGAUAUAGUACAUCCCUUUCGCACUAACGGUAUACAGGUUAGUGCGAAGGAGACGAGAGAUAUGUCACUCUAAUAAUGCUACGUUUUAAGGGGUAUACACACAGAUUUCUCCCGCAGGGGUACGGAUCACCACCGUUAAAUUCAUUGAAAAAAAAAACAUCUAAAAAGCAAUAUUACAAUUUAACAUUUGCGUAUAUAUAAAUAAGUGCUUUCUCAGAUGAGUUGUUUCAAUGUGGCCUUCUUAACCCCCCAGUAAGGAUAACCAAUAUGUCAAAGGUUUUUAGAUUUCUGGUCGAUUUAACAAACUUUGUUUUCCGUACUUCAAUUGAUUAUUGAUGGCAUCAUAAUACAUAAUUUAUUUUCCUAUGUAACCUAUAUUCCUAGCUGUAAAGUCAAAGAUCUUUUUCAGUUGUUAUCUUGUGUUAUUAUGGGGAUGGAUAUACCGUACAAGGCUAUUAACGUUGUGAAACGAUAGUUGUUUUCUAAAGAUUGAUACACACUUUAAAAAAGUUUAUGAACUUUUCCGGCCAAUAUGCAGGCAACAUUACAAAGAGAUAUGUCAAAACAAACAAAUUAUUGUCUUACUUUUUUUUAGGAAACAUUGAUAUGCAUAUAAAGAUGUUUAAUCGAUAUCUGCCCCUAUAAUAACUGCACUAUUUAUACAUUUACAUACGUAAAGUCAUUAGAUAUUAUAAUUUAUUUUUAUUGCUCACGCAUUCAUAAUAACAUUUAGGUCAUACUUUGUGUAUAAUUAUAUUAAUGAUUUAAAAUAUAACGAAAACAAACUAGAUGGCGCUAGUGAGAAGUGAGGUCUAUAUAUAAGCUAUGUUCUUCUUUAAGUGUUCUAUUAUUUUUAAGUUUUUCUUUUUAGCCCUGUAUUCACUAUGCACAUUUUUUUUUACCGCAAUGCGUUAUUUCUCCCUUAAUCGGAAACCGUUACGUGUUAUUUUCAAACUUAGUUGCAUAAUGAAUACAAGGCAUUUCACUAGCGCCUUUAAAUACAAGAUUGCCAAAUCUUGCUCUAAUUAACGAUAUACAGACGUUGAAAAAGUUUCUAGUGCUUUAUUUACUCGCGCUCUUUUGUUCAGUAAUAACUUCUUCCAUAAAGCUAUCAAAUUACGUCAUAUGAAUCUAUUUUUUAUUUUAAAAAAAUAUAUAUUUUUCAAGACCUGUGUAUCGUAUUAGGUGCGACUGACAUAUCUUCCUAGAGGUUGUUAUGUUUCGAAAUAUUGUUUUCGUAAAGUAUUUCAGUUCGUUAUUUAGCAUCGAAAAUUAUGUGGUAUUUAUAUU
Molecule: messenger RNA, 5620 nt
Organism: Pectinophora gossypiella (pink bollworm)
Lineage: Eukaryota; Metazoa; Arthropoda; Insecta; Lepidoptera; Gelechiidae
Product: vesicular integral-membrane protein VIP36
Exons: 6
Coding region: 79-1062 (327 amino acids)
Biological process (GO): endoplasmic reticulum organization; Golgi organization; endoplasmic reticulum to Golgi vesicle-mediated transport
Cellular component (GO): endoplasmic reticulum membrane; Golgi membrane; COPII-coated ER to Golgi transport vesicle
Molecular function (GO): D-mannose binding
Source: RefSeq, a predicted model, not a curated record